GGAAGGUGCCUGAGAGGCGGUUGGAGCUGUUAAUAGAUUUGAAACACAUUGAAACAUCCCUUCACAAAUGGAGCUAAGUGCCUCAACUUCUGAAUCAAAUAUUGGUACAGGAGCAGAAAACUGGUUCGUUGGUGAUCGGGUUUUUGCCCCUUUUUCUGGAGAUGAUAAGCUACAUGAGGCCACGAUAAAAUCAAUUUCCAUAGAUGAAGAUGGCAAAACUAUGGCAGUUGUAAGAUUUUCCAACUUUAAUGAAGAUACUGAUACUGUGGCAUUGAACACACUAAAAAGGAAAAGCAACCUUGAAUGUUGGAAAGGUUUUAUAUUUGAUGAUGAUGACCUGGAGAAGCCCUUCUUUCGUGACAAAAAGGCACCAGGCCCCAAGAUCUCUUUGAAAUUGUCUGAAGACAAUACAUGUGUGCCAUAUACUAUAAACAGAUACUUGCGAGACUAUCAAAGAGAUGGAGUAAAGUUCAUUUUUAAGCAUUAUUUAUGUGGCAGAGGAUGUAUCCUUGGAGAUGACAUGGGGCUUGGAAAAACUGUUCAGGUUAUUUCCUUUCUAGCAGCUGUACUUCAUAAAACAGGAACCAGCGAGGAUAUUGAGAAUAACAUGCCUAAGUUUGUCCUGAAGACCAUGAGAAAGGAAUCGAAAAGACAUGAUGACAAAAUUUUUCUCAUCGUUGCUCCUCUGUCUGUGCUGUACAACUGGAAGGAUGAAUUGGAAACCUGGGGUUAUUUUAGAGUUUAUAUUUUGCAUGGUAACCAAAAAGACCAUACUCUCAGUUGUAUUCGACGCAAGAAGUGCGAGAUUGCUCUCACAACCUAUGAAACAGUCCGCCUGUGUUUGGAUGAUAUCAAUUGCAUUGAGUGGUCUGCUGUGUUUGUGGAUGAAGCUCAUAAGAUAAAGAAUCCUAAAGCUCAGAUUACACAGGCUUUAAAGGCAUUGAAGUGCAAGAUUAGAAUUGGUCUAACUGGAACCAUUUUACAGAACAACAUGUAUGAACUUUGGUGUGUCAUGGACUGGGCAAUACCAGGUUGCCUUGGCAGCAGAGAUCAUUUUAAGGAAGAGUUCUGCAAUCCAAUUGAAUUUGGUCAGAGACACACAGCAACCAAAAGAGAACUGGCUGUUGGGCGAAAGGCUAUGAGGCAGUUGGCAAAACGGUUGUCAUUUUGGUUUCUGAGGCGUACUAAGGCUCUCAUCAGCGAUCAGCUACCAAAGAAAAACGAUCGGGUGAUAUACUGUUCUUUGACUGAGUUUCAGAAGGCAAUAUAUAAGGCAGUGCUGGAGACUGAGGAUUUAAAACUGGUACUGCGUGGCUGGGAUGCUUGUGAUUGCAACAGUGGCCGAAAAAGAAAAAGCUGCUGUUACAAGCAAAAUCAGGACGGGACCACUGUACGGCAAAUUUAUUUUAGUUAUUUGGCCAUCCUCCGUAAAGUAUCCAAUCAUGUCGCACUCCUGCAGCCUGAUGAAAGCACAAGCAAGAUGCAGGCCUCCACUGUCAGAAGAAUCUGUGAGCGUGUAUUUUGCAAGUUUCCAGAGUUUUUACAACAGAGUAAAGAGGAAGCUUUUAUCACCAUUUCUGAUCCUAAAUACAGUGGGAAAAUGAAGGUUCUUCAGCAGCUUUUGAACCACUGUAGAAAGAGCCAGGAAAAGGUUCUGCUGUUCUCCCUCUCAACCAAGCUUUUGGAUGUGCUGGAGAAAUACUGUAUGGCAACUGGACUAGAUUACCAACGACUUGAUGGAAAAACCAAAACCGAGGAGAGGGUCAAAAUAGUGAAGGAAUUCAACAGCACACGAAACAUCAACAUUUGCUUGGUGUCCACAAUUGCUGGUGGGUUAGGACUAAAUUUUGUUGGAGCUAAUAUUGUUGUGAUAUUUGACCCAACAUGGAAUCCAGCUAAUGAUCUGCAAGCUAUUGACAGAGCAUACCGUAUUGGUCAGUGCAGAGAUGUUAAAGUGUUCAGACUGAUUUCAUUGGGAACAGUUGAGGAAAUCAUGUAUUUGCGCCAGCUUUAUAAACAGCAACUACACUGUGCUGUUGUUGGAAGUGAAAAUGCAAAGCGCUACUUCAAUGCAGUGCAAGGAUCAAAGGAGCAUCAUGGGGAGUUGUUUGGAGUCCAGAAUCUAUUUGGCCUUCGCACAGAGGGAUCUUGUUUGACCCGAGAUAUCAUUCAGAGAACAGGUCAAGUGGAAGCAGGAGUGAUGACAGCUGCUACACAGUUGAGAGAAGAACCUCCAGCAACAAGACUGGAAACAAACGUGGACACCGAGAAGAAAGUGGAAGAAGAGAAUAAGGGCUUGUUGGAGCAAUCUGCUAUUGGACAAAAGCCAUCUAAAAGAAACUCAGAACAAUUUUUUGACUUUAGUAGUGAAAGCGAGUCAGAACCUUCGAGUAUGACAAAAAUCAAGAGUAGUAGAGGUAGUGCUGUACCUACCAGUAAUAAUGCUGACAGCCACGGACAGCUCACAUUGGCCCAGUAUGGCUUUUCUAAAUUCCUUGAUAGGCAAGCAUGCACAAGACAGGAUUGCAGUGAGGGUGACUCCGGCUCGGAUGAUGAUAUAUUAGAGAAUCGAUGCUCUGAAGAAAGCUCAAGCGGCGAUUUAAGUUCCCCUGUAUCCAAGGCAAAUGAUAGGACCAUCAACCUGGUCUCAGAGGCUCGAUCAAAUGCUCAGUCUAUAAAAAGGAAUGGGCGUGUUCAGCAAGUUAGGGAAAGACUUUGUCAAUACUGGAGCACUUCUAGUGAAUCAGAGGGAGAGGCUGAAUUAAGAAAAAAAUACAAGUAUCAUGGAACUUCAGUAAAUGCUGCUCUUCCCAUGGGAGCCAACAACUGUGCAGAAGAAAAUGAUGCCAUCCCUCCUUCACAAGUGUUGGGACAAAAGAAAGUACCUACUAAGAAGAAAUCUAAAUCUAAAUUCCUGUUAAAAGAUUCUGAAGAGUCAAAUGACAAAAACUUCACAAAUAUUUCCUGUAAAGAAAAGGCAUUGUUGUCCUGUAAACAAUCAGGAUUUCCUGGUGUUAAGCCAUGCAUAAUUGGUCAUUGUCCCACUGUAACAAAGGGGAAACCCUUGAGCUAUUCUGCCAAAUUGAAAGAACCAGGCAACAUCAGUGAUGAGUCAGAUGACGUUGAAAUAUCUGCAAGCCCACCAGGGAGAACAUCCAAUCAACUGGAACACCAGGGAGAAAGAGAUAAAAAAAGCCCUUGCAACAAAUCUCCAAUCCUUUUUAAAAAAGAGACUGAAGACGACGACAUUGAGCAAUUUUCAUCCUCUGGAGAUGAUGUUCCCAUCAAACAAAUGCGUUACAAUGUAAGCCGAGAGGUGGGCAAGAAUAAUAUUAAGCCAUUGGGCAGCGUUCAACUUGGACACAAGCAUAAGCCCAUCAGAAUUGAUAAAGGUGAAGGUAUACCAGAGAACAAGAAACAGAGCCAGAGUCAUGAGGAGCAGCUUGCAACAAUGGACAGAUUGCUAGGUGAUGUACAGGAAGUGGCUUUCAUUCAUUCAAACCAACAUGUGAUUGGAUCCAGCAAGGCUGAAAAUCAAAUGAGUUAUACUGCAAUUCGGGAUGUAUUUGAACUAAAACAAUAUUCCCAGAUUCCUGCCAAUGUAGCCAUCCACACUAGUCAGAUACUUCAAAAAACUGACAGCUUGCUUGGUCUUCCUCAGAAAUCCUUGCAGCAACACCAGAUAAAUGAAAGCCAAACGUUACCUCCUCUCUCACUUGUGUAUCCUGUCACACAGACAAUGAGGAAGGUCCACCGAGCAGGUAGAACUACUUUCCUGAUUGGACAAACACCCAAAGGAAUCUGUCGAAAACAACUCUAUGAUAUGGCUGAGUAUUUCAACAUGGCCUCUGUGGAAGAAUUGGCAAAACAUGUUUUAAAUAGCACCUCGCAGCACCGGCUGACAAUGCUUAGGAAGUUUUACACAUCCCAGUAUCCAGAAUUGAAAGACAUCUUGCCAGUUGGGCCUCCAGAAUCUGCACGUGAAGAUGAUGUCACAUCGAGGAGUUCACAAGAUUGUGUUACCACACACUGUGCUGACAAUAGGGAUAAAAGUCAAAUCAAUUCUUCUUUGAUCCAAGCAGUAUCAGGUGGCAAAAAACAUUUUAAGAAAAAGCAUCUAAAAAAGAUUGCAUGUUUUAAAACACAAAAUUAUGUUAUUUCAGAAAAUCGUGACUAUAAAUCAAGAAUAACUCAUGUAAAAAAUAGAGUAUUGGCAGACGCAUCGUUUUCUAGUGAUUCUGCUGAAGAUGUUGACAGUAGCGUUGGUAUGGAUUUUUCAAGUUCUUCAACUACUCCAUUCUCAAAGAGUACACCACACAGGGAUGAAACCAGUUCCAGAAGAGCUGUGAAACAGCAGCAACACGAUGAAGAGAUAGAACCACUGGCAGAAGGGUUAAAGUGCAAGUCAAAUCAGAACCAAAAAUCAGCUCUGUCAAAAGCUGACUCAAUCACAGAGCUGCUUGGUGACACUUCAGUACUGGCUGCAUUGUUUGAGAGGAAAAAACCCAUUACUGAACAGCCAAUAAAGGCUACAGGAUAUGUGCGAAAAGGAAAAAGCAAAUCAAAGGAUUUCUGGGAUUUCCUCAAUCUCAACAACAAUGAGUAUGCUAGUACACUAACUGAUUUAUCUGUGAUUGAGAAGUUGUGUGAAAGUGCACCUUUGAAGUCGAAGAACAGUGAAAAAGAACCAGAUGACAUCUUUUGGAAAAAAAAUGAAAAGUUUUUAUGGAAAAGUGAUCCAAAAAGUGACUAGUGUGUCUCAACAUCUGGAACAUUUUUGCCGAGUUAACUGUGAAAAUCAAACUCUCGAGUGCUGGAUGGGAGGAGUAACAGAAGCCUGUAUAAAAAUAAAUAAUUAAUUGAACGAAGUUUAUUAAUUAUAAAACUUUUAAAGUCUGUAGUAAGUAGAAGAAUUUAUUUGAUUGUUUUAUAAAACAAAAGUACCUGAAUUUCAGAGGGUGGCAGUAUUGGGUUAUGGAAAGGAGACUCUGUAAUAUAAUUACAUAGUUACCAUUUGGGAUAUUUUUGUAGCUGAUGUUUAAGUUGGAUUGUCAUCAUGAUGCAGAUGUCCGCCAUGGAUAGAGCAGCAAAACUCUACAAAACUGAGAAGUUUAGUCUUGGAUAUGUACAGAAACAUAGAAAAUAAGAGCAAACAUUGGCCAUUCAGUACCUCAAGUCUACUUUUACUAUUCAGUAAGAUAAUGGCUGAUGAUCUGUUUUGCAAAUUCUCAUUCCCAGCUGCCACCAACAACGUUUGAUUUUCUUAUCUAACAAAAAGCUUUCCAUGUCUUAAAAGUAUUCACUGACCCCAACUUCCACCUCUUUCUGAAGCAGAGGUCCAAGGUUGCCAAAUCCUCUGAGAGAAUAAAGCUUCUUUUCAUUGUGCUUCUGAAAUGACAACCCCUUUAUUUUUAAAACACUGUCCUUGAGUUCUGGACUUCACCGAGAGGAGAAAACAUACUUUUCACAUCCACCUUGUCAAGAUCAUUCAGGAUCUUGGACACUUCAAUCUUGUACCCUUUCCUAUUCUAAGCUACAAUGGAAGCAAGCCCAGUCCCAGUCAGAGAACUGUUAUGGUGCAUAAGGAGGCCAUUGUCAUGCUGGUGUCUACAUAAUCGUUAUGACUUUGCACUAAUUUCUUGCCAUUUAUCAUGGCAUUACAAAUUGUUUCUCUUCAAAUAAUCAUCCAAUGCUCUCUUGAAUGUCAAGGUUAAACCUGCCUCCAUACUUCCUGGCAGUGCAUUCCGUGUGAGUCAUCUAUGGUGUGAAAAUGUUUUCUCUCAAAUCACACGUGCAACUUUGGCAAAACGUUUUAAAACUGUGCCCUCUUGUUCUUGAUCCUUUUACAAGUGCAAACAGUUUUUUUUUCUACCGCGUCCGUCCAGACCCUCAUUAUUUGGAUCAUUCCAGGUAUCAAUCUUGCAUCGAGGCAUUCAGCAUAGAAACAGGCCUUUUGGCCUAAUCCCAUUUGCCUGAAUGUGGUCCAUAGUCUACUAUGCCCUGGCAUUUUAAUUGCUUAUCCAGAUGCUUCUUAAAUGUUACACGAAUACCUACUACUACCCUGUCAAGCAGUAUAUUCUAUAUUUCUAUCUUCCCUUGGUGAAAACCCAUUUCCUCUGAUCUCUUCUAAAUCACUUACUCUUCAUCUUAAACUGUGCUGUCAGAUUUUACACAUGUCUAUGCCUCUCAUAAUGUUUGUGUACCUCAUUCUAAUCCCUUCUCAGCCUCCUCUGCUCCAAAGAAACAAAGCCAGCCCAUCCAGUAUCUCCUUAGACUGAGACAUUUCAUCUCUGGCAACAUCCUGGUGAAUUUCCUCUGAGCCUUCUCUACUGAAAUGACAUCCUUCUGAUAGAUGGAAUGUUGUGUGCAGUCCUGACCACCACACUCUGGCCUAACCAAUACUUUAUAAAGCUAUUACAAGCUGAUCCUUGCUGCUGUACUCUACACCCAUCCAAUAAGGGAAAGCAUCCAUAUGCUUCUUUACCAUCUUCUCUACAUUUGCUGACAUCUUCAGGGAUCUAUGCAGGUGGUAUGGUGGCAGAGUGAUUAACACUACUGACUCACAUUGCCACAGACCUGAGUUGGAUUCCAGCCUUGGGUGACUGUUUGUUUGAAUGGAGUUUCAUGUUCUCCUGUGUAUUUGUAGGUUUCUGCUGGGUGCUCUGGUUUCGUCCCACAGUUUGAAGAUAUGCAGAUCAGGUGGAUUGGUCAUGCUGAUUCUUCCCAGUUACCUUGAGAUUUUGUGGAUGUGCAACUAUAACCCUUUUAAUGAUCAAUUCUAGCACCCUCUAUAUAAUUGACAUUAAACUAACUAUUCUAUAAUUUUCCUAUUCUUCUCUCCUGAAUAAAUGGGUUUUAUUUGCUACUUUCCAGUCUGAUGGUAAAGAUCCUUACUUGAAUCUAGGGAAUUUUGGAAAAUUAACAUUAAUGAUCAGCAAUCUUAUUAGUCAUUACUUUUAAGACCUUAUGAUGAAGUCCAUCAGAUUCCUUGUCAGCCUGCAGCUGUCAUCAGCUUGCUCAGUACCUACUGCUUGUAAUUUCACUCAGAUCCGCUCUCCGCUCCUUGUCCUGAUUUACAGCAUUUUAUGGAAUGGUUAUUGCAUCCUCUUAUAGAGAAAGCAGAACAAAAUACUUGUUAAUGUCAACUGCUUUUUUUUCUACUAUUAACUCCCCAUUCUCACUCCAUGGGUAUAGAGUAAAAGGUGACAGGUGAGACGACAUUAAGUUGGCAUUUGAGCAUUAAGUUGGGAUUGGGACUUCUAAGUGCCUCGAGGAUCAGUAGAUUCAUGUCUUGGCAUGGGGUUUGGGGACCUUGAGCAUGAAUACAGGGGCAUAUGGUGAUAUGGAGCUUUUGAUGGGUUGUGCAAUUGGGAUUUUUUUCUUAUUCACAGGAUGUGGGUACUGUUAUCUAGGCCAGCAUUUAUUGCCCAUCCCUAAUUGGCCAGAGGGCAGUUGAAUCAGCGAAAUUGCUCUGAAUAAGGAGUCAUAUGUAAGGUAGACCAGAUAAGGAUGUCAAAUUUCUGUCCCUAAGGGGUAUUGGUGAACCACAUGGGUUUUUUUGCAACAGUUGACAAUGCUUACAUAGUCAUCGGUUGAAUUGUUAAAAAAUUUCAGAUUUUUAUUGAAUUCCCAUUUCACCAGCUGCAUUAGUGGGAUUGGAAUCUGUGUUCCCAAAUCAUUAACUUGAGGUUCUGGAAAAUAGUCCAGUGACAUUACCAUUACAGCGCUGUCUCCCCCCAUAAAGCGCAAGGUAUGAAGGGAAAAGGAGUGCUGUGCACAGGUGCAUUGUGUGGCAUGGAGAAUGUAAGAGGUUCUGAAUAUGGAAACAGACCACAAGCAGCAUGCAAGAUGUGGAGGUUACCAUGGAUGGGACAUGGUACAAAAUGUAUGAGGAGUGAGGUGGUUUUUUAAGUUAUUUUUAUUUAUUAAAUAUGUAACUUCUAGGACUACUUAGCAAGGUAUUGACUGUACUCAACCAUCAUAUCAUUUGCUCAGUAAUUCUGUGUGUUUAAAUAAUUGUACUAACACCCUACUUAGCAUUAUCACUUAGGCUGAUGGUGUAGUGUACUUGCCUGUAUUAGUUAUCUAUGACUCUAAUAGGCAAGGCCCUGUUCUUUGCAGACAGAAAGAAUAUGUAUAAUUAUUGCACCUGUUUCAAUGCAACAAAGUAGAUGACGGCCCUUGUUUUGCUUCAUUUAUCAACAUAAUGCCUCAACCAGAGUCAGCAUUUCUCGAUUAAAAUGUAAACAAAGUUUGGCAAUUAAUUAAAUCAUCAUAAACUGGUCCAUUCUCCAUGGCAACGUCUCAAUCAUUCAGAGUCCACUUGCUAAUUACUAAGUUCUUAUACAGUCUAAAUGUUGUUUUCCUUUUACUUUGGUAUUUCUUAUGAAUUGUCCUGAAGGGUACAAAAUGAAAAGUUUCAACAAACGAUCUUCUUCAGCGAUACUCAAAUUCUGUACAAUCAAAUAACUAGUUU
This is a messenger RNA of Hemiscyllium ocellatum (epaulette shark), 8476 nucleotides long. RefSeq names its product excision repair cross-complementation group 6-like 2 (gene ercc6l2). NCBI's taxonomy places the organism in Eukaryota, Metazoa, Chordata, Chondrichthyes, Orectolobiformes, Hemiscylliidae. Bases 68 to 4753 code for a protein of 1561 amino acids. The transcript is spliced from 20 exons. The record is from RefSeq and is a predicted model, not a curated record. Gene Ontology annotation, molecular function: ATP-dependent chromatin remodeler activity; ATP binding.